AUGGACGAAGUCCUGCGUGGACUCCCUUCGUUUUUUGAUUACAUCGACGAUAUUUUGAUAGCUAGUGAGGACGCUGCCUCUCAUAAGCGUCAUUUAAACGAAGUCUUUCAACGUUUGUCUCACUACGGAUUCCCUGGUAUUGUUUCUGUGGUGUUAGUGUUGGUAAUAUUUCUCUUAGUGUGGUUGGGUAUUCUGUGGGAUUUUCUUGUGGGCAUUGAUUUCUGUAUUGGUGGUUGCCUCCGCAUCCAUAACAUUCCUUUCCUUUUCUUUCAGGGAGACGCGCGUCCAAGGUUGAACUUCUUCUUCUUCCGUCCUGUCCCAAGCCUGAACAAGGUCCGAACUCUUUCUCUGCCCUCUUCUUCUCUUCUUAACUUUCAGAAAUUUUCUUCUCUUAGCAACUUCUUCUUCUUCUCUGCCUGUUAUUUCCAAACGGACCGACCCUUCUUGCCCGCAAGGGGCGAAUGA
Acanthosepion pharaonis is the source of this 465-nucleotide messenger RNA. The record is from the annotation of a GenBank genome assembly. Lineage: Eukaryota; Metazoa; Mollusca; Cephalopoda; Sepiida; Sepiidae.